AUGCCUGGUACUGAUUCUGAAUCCGGCUGUUGGCCGCGCUCGAGGUCUUCGAAGAAGCGCGACAACCACAAAGCCAAACACGCGGGAAAGGAGAUAGGGUAUGAAGCCUGAAACAGAUAAAAACCCAAACAAGUACUGAAGUAGUGCCAAAUAUGAUUUUUAUAUUUAUAUGGACAGGAAUAACAGUAGUAGUCAUCUGAAAAUGGCUGCCCCUAUUGGGGGGAUGGUAUUGUAGUGUAACUGUGAUGACUACAUUAGUAUCUUUCUCCAGCUCUGCCCUCUCUGACCCCUAAGCCUGCCUGUUACCCCUUCUAGCGCUAAAGAUGCCCAGACCAAAGCUGAGCUAGACCCGGUGAGCCACUCCCUGGCUUUCCACCUGUGCUGCCCAGCCUGUGACACCCUCCUCCUCCAGCCCGUGUCUCUGCCCUGUGGCCACUGCCUCUGCCAGCCCUGCCUGGAAGGCAUCCGCAAGAAGCCCUCCAGCACCAAGGCCUCUGAUGCCGAGCAGCCCCAGCCCUGCUCCCAGUGCCCCCGCUGCCUGGUCCACUACUCCCUCCAGCCCGGCGGGGCCUGGCCCUUCCCAGAGAACCUUCUCUUGGCUAACGUGGCUGAGCAGCUCCUGGAGAGGCUGGAGGGCCUGAGGCGGGUUAAGCAACCCAAAAACACCCGGGCCAAGGAGACAGCCCUGAGGGUGACCACCUGCGAGAUCUGCUCUAAGCAGCGCGAGGCCCAGCGCUACUGCCGCACCUGCGGCCUCAACUACUGUGCCAAGUGCCUGAGAAAACUCCAUGGCAACCGGGCUUUCCAGGCCCAUGUGCUGACAGAGCCCGUGGAGGGCGGGUGCCGCGAUCCGUGCCCCACCCACCAUGACCGCUCUCUGUCCCACUGUUGCCUUGACGACGGAGCUCUGGGGUGCCAGGAGUGCAUGGAACAGGGGCACCAGGGGCACGACGUAUCACCAGUCCACGAGGCCCGCGCCCGCAGGGAGGUGGGCAUCCGCAAUUCCCUAGAGCAGGCUGCGAAGGGUAAGGUCACGUCUACUACUCAAAUGUUAUGUAUUUAUGUUGUUAAUUUGAAGUCUUAAUGUUGCUGCACAAAGAGCUUUUGUUCAGUUAAUUAGCUUUCAUAAGUGCAGCCAAAAUCUACCAGAGUUAAACUUUCACAUCUUAAUUACUGCAAGUAAAAAACACAUUCUCAAAAUCACAUCUGUGAACCAAUGCCAGUGUUCCCUAAAAAAAAUUCCGGCACUGAGCAAAUUUCAGGUCUGCUGAGCACAAACUUGAACAUUCUGAAAAUUCUGUGCAACUUCCGGCGCGAGUUUACUGUGAACACUCAGGCUGUACCUGCUUUAAGUUACAGUUUUAACAGUGGCCAAGUAGGCUACUGUGGCUAUUUCAUCAUAAUGUAGGCCUACCAGAGUGGCCUAACAUCAAAAACAAUGGAGAAAGAUGCAUCCCAUAACAUUUUAACAUGGAAAUAGAUGUUCUAUCAUUCAGCCUACAGUAGCAGAAAAUGUGUGGUGUUCAGUGUAGGCCUACAUUCCAUGAGACUUUAGAAAAAACAUGCAGGGCUUGACAUUACCCUGUUUAUCUACUUGUCCUUCAGACAAGAAGGUGACUGAAAAUGUUUUGUUGUUUGAUGCAAGAAACCACUUUACAAAAUAAAAUUAUAUUUUUUAUUAUUACAGAGAAUCAAACAAUUUAUGCUACCCUCUGCCUAUUGGCUACUUAGCUCAUUCAAGACCGUCUCAAAAUACAACACUGCCCCUUUAAGACAUAAAAAAGCUCUUUAUCUGACUCGCUUUUCAAAGAUGACAAAAAUGCACACAUUUUGUGCUCUUGUCGGAAGCAACCACUCCGCCAUUGUUGACUAGAAUGGAGCUAUAACUGGGCUAAUAACUCACUAACUAGCAAAGAAUAUGAACAAAUGUGCACAGGUGGCUACACACAGCUUUGAUCUCAAAACAAGCGCAUCUUCUCAUGACCACUCAUGCUGUAAACACAGUCCAGUUCAAAGUGAAUAGCACAGAUCCAUAUAUGGCAAUGGCUAUUUGCAUAUAGGCCUACUGCAGCUCCGAUUGGUUAUGGCACACCGGUCUAUGUAGAGUAGGGGCCUGAGUCAUGCCUGUCAAUGCAAUAGAAUCCUACUCCAAUGCGCUCUGCCUACAAGAAAAUAUCUUGCAUAGUUCGUUUUGUUUCGGUAUGUUACAUUGAAAGUGGCUAAUAUUGCGUUGAUUCGUGCACAACUUUCCACAGUAGAGCGAAACAUGAUAGUGUUAACUAAAGGGAAAAACUAUCAGCCCAUGCUUCUCUGCAUGGGCUGAUAUGGGGCGCUGCGCGCCCACGCACGCGCACAGCUUAGAGGAAACAUUGAUGGUAGACAUUAUAUUAAACAAAUUACUCCAUGGUUCAACAGAGUAAACUCAAAGUUAAUUAAUGAAAAGUUAAUACAGGAAGUUAAGUUUGUAUAAGAUGUUUAUUGCUGCACCCGUGGCUGUAGUGAAGUCCCAGUGUGAAGCCGACAUGGUGUCCAUGGACCAGUUGAGGGCCCGGACGGGCUCCGACGGUGCCGAGCUGAGACGCCGUGUGCGCGAGGGCUUCCUGUCUCUCCGUAAUGUCCUGCUAGACCAGGAGGCAGCGCUGCUCUCCCACCUGGACAACCUGAACUCCAGCACCCGCAGCAGAGCCAGGGACUUCCUCCAGACCUCUGCCCCACUCCUGGGCUCCCUGACUGGGCUGGAGGUGAUCUCUGAGCAGGCCCUCCUGGAGCCGAACACCGUGGCCUUCCUGACCGGGGCCGUGGCUCUGACCCAGUGGCUGCAGAGGGUCAACGGGGACAUCCAUCGCCCUGCCCUGACUCUCCAGGAGGGGGAGCCCUUCAAGGGGGUGAAGAUGGACUUUGACACCCUCCUUAGAGACCUGCAGGGCCUGCUUGGGACCCACCUCCACUGGAAGAGCCCCGAAGUGGCUGCAGUGGUUGCCGCGGCGACCGACGUGGAGGCAGCCGUUUUGGAGGGGUGCUGUGAGGUGGUGCAGGUGCCAUCCUGCCCAGGGACCCCUCACCGCACCCAGGCCCUGGCGGACUCCCCCCGGAGCCCCCGGACCCCCAGGAGCCCCAGGAAGGUAGUGAUGGAGGAACAGGUGGGCCUGUCGGCUGGGGACUGCAGCGAUAAGGAGCACCACUUGCUGCCCAGGCCCCCCAUCAUCUACCAGCACAUCGUCAGCGGAGCCACUGUGGAGGUACAUUUGCACAGUAACUAGGAGAUUAUUCAGAAAUUAAACUUAAAAUGUAUUGUUUUAUAUCUAUGUAGAAGUUAUCCAAUAUGAUGAUAACUAUUUAUCUGUCUGUGUAGAUCUUCUGGAUGCUGCCCAUGGGCGAGGAGGUGGAGACCUUUGAUGUCCACUUCCAGGAUGCUGUGAUCGUGGGGAUGGCUAUGGAGGAGGGGAAAGGAGUGGUCCUGGUGGGGCUGAAGACCUGCAACCUGCAGACGGCCGGGCUACGCCUAAACACGCACUACCUGUUCCGGGCACGCUCUGUCAACAGCCACGGAGCCGGGGAGUGGAGCUCCUCCUACAGGGUACGAUACUACAUGACCAAUGACAUUCACUGACUGACUGUUAACCCAAUCCUAUUUUGAUAUACAUGAGUAUUACUGACAACUAACUUGAGUUGUGUUCAUGUUGUCAUUGUUCCAAGGUGAACACUGAGCGCCAGGGAGAUGAGGCCAAGGCAGCCGUGACACAGGAAAUCUAA
This is a messenger RNA of Coregonus sp. 'balchen', 3753 nucleotides long. Lineage: Eukaryota; Metazoa; Chordata; Actinopteri; Salmoniformes; Salmonidae. The record is from the annotation of a GenBank genome assembly.